GGGCCGUGGGGUAUGCACUGUGUUGUGGGGUUAUGGGCUCCGGGGUGGAGGAUUCGCAGCUAUGGGGCCAUGGGACGGCCGUGCCCCACAGCCGACUCGACGGGGACGCAUUCGCUGUACACCACGUACCACGGCUACGAGGUGAUGUUCCACGUCAGCACCAUGCUGCCCUUCACCCCCACCAACCCCCAGCAGCUCCUGCGGAAGCGGCACAUCGGGAACGACAUCGUCACCAUCGUCUUCCAGGAGCCCGGAGCGCUGCCCUUCUCCCCCCGCGCCAUCCGCUCCCACUUCCAGCACGUCUUCAUCGUCGUGCGAGUGCACCAACCCUGCACGCCCCACACGUCCUACAGCGUGGCAGUGACCCGCUCGGACGACACCCCCCCCUUCGGCCCCCCCAUCGCCGUGGGGCAGCGCUUCCCCCGAGGCCCCCAACUCCGCCAUUUCCUUUUGGCCAAAGCCAUCAACGGUGAAAACGCCGCCUCCCGGGGGGGCCGCCUGGGGGCCAUGGCCGCCCGCACCCGCCACCAAUACCUCCGAGAGCUCGCCCGCUCCCACGCCAACGGCCCCCCCCCCGCCGCCCCCACCCGCGGCCUCCCG
Lagopus leucura (white-tailed ptarmigan) is the source of this 600-nucleotide messenger RNA. RefSeq names its product RAP1 GTPase activating protein (gene RAP1GAP). Gene Ontology annotation, cellular component: cytoplasm; Golgi apparatus; plasma membrane. The record is from RefSeq and is a predicted model, not a curated record. NCBI's taxonomy places the organism in Eukaryota, Metazoa, Chordata, Aves, Galliformes, Phasianidae. The annotation marks the transcript as partial. Gene Ontology annotation, biological process: activation of GTPase activity; establishment of epithelial cell polarity; epithelial cell morphogenesis. The transcript is spliced from 3 exons. Gene Ontology annotation, molecular function: GTPase activator activity.